Messenger RNA from Uloborus diversus, 2033 nucleotides. Its product is annotated as proline dehydrogenase 1, mitochondrial-like. Gene Ontology annotation, cellular component: mitochondrion. The record is from RefSeq and is a predicted model, not a curated record. NCBI's taxonomy places the organism in Eukaryota, Metazoa, Arthropoda, Arachnida, Araneae, Uloboridae. Gene Ontology annotation, molecular function: proline dehydrogenase activity; FAD binding.
UCCACAGCCCGAAACCGCGUGGGAAUUUAAACGGAAGAACAGCUCGUCUGACGUUCCCACUGGCAUUGAGAUUCCCUCCGUUGUCUUCUGAUUCUGCGUUUUCAUCUCAGUGGCGUAGUAGAAGCAGACCGGCUCCAAUGGCAGCAUGUGGUGUCAUUACGACUCUCUCCAAAUCCAGCUUCUCGGUUCAAAAUCGCGCUUUCAAUUCCAUAAAAUGUGCGUACAGAAGGAAUCGGAGUGUUCAGAGGUGGAAAUCUACUUCGGCAAGUGUUGUGGCUGGCGAUACAACAGUUUCGAACGGACAAUUCCAACGUGAUGAACUGGACCUGUCAUUUGAAAACACUAAAGAUGCUUACAAAAGCAAAACCACGUGGGAGCUCAUCCGGGCAUUUAUGGUUUUGAAAUUGACGACGAUCGACUACCUGGUCGAAAACAACCAGCGACUUAUGAAGUUAGGGAAAAAGCUUUUAGGGCCCACGUUAUUCCGGGCACUCAUGAAGCACACAUUCUACGGACAUUUUGUUGCCGGUGAAGAUGAGAAAAUUAUUUUACCAGUUAUCAGGAGAAUGCAGUCCUUUGGAGUGAAGAGUAUUUUGGAUUACAGCGCAGAAGAGGAUUUGAGCGAAGAAAAAGCAAAAGAAGUCGAAAUGAGCGGGUGUUUAUCUUCAGCAUCUGAAGUUGAUAAACUCGGUAAACAAUUUCAACCAUAUGAAGAGUUUGCCGACAGACGAAAAUAUCACACUGUUGCAAGAACAUAUUUUUACCUUGAUGAAGCUCAAUGUGAAAAAAAUAUGGAAACUUUCCUAAAGUGCAUUAAUGCUGUUGCAGGAACAACACAAUCUACUGGGUUUGCUGCUGUUAAAAUGACUGCACUCGGUAGGCCACAAUUAUUAAUGCAGUUAUCUGGAGUUAUAGCUGAGACCAGGAAGUUCUUUAAAAAAGUUGUUGGUACAGAAAGGAACAUGGCUUUAGUGAAUGUUACUCCAGAAAUCCUCGAGCACAAGCUAGAAGACUACAACAUCAAUACUAGAAAACAAGAAGUACAGGAAUUUUUAGAACACAUGGACUAUGAUAAGAAAGGCCUUAUGAAUUUAUUUUCCUGGAGUGGGUUAGUUGAUAUGGAUUCUCUGAUAUCUGAUUUAUUUAAGGUUCCAAAUAUUCAGACUGGAAGAAUGGAACCAAUUAUUUCAGCAUUAACAGAAGAUGAAGAAGAAAUGUUUCGUAACAUGAUGAGGAGAUUACACCACAUUGCAAAAGUAGCUAAAGAAAAAGAUGUCCGUGUUAUGAUAGAUGCAGAGCAAACUUACUUCCAACCUGCAAUAAGCAGAAUUACUAUGGAACUGAUGCGUAAAUAUAACAAAGAAAAAGCAAUCAUCUUCAACACUUAUCAGUGUUAUCUCAAAGAAGCAUAUAACAAUAUUCUUCUUGAUUUGGAACUUGCAGAAAGGCAAGGAUUUUACUUUGGUGCUAAACUGGUGAGAGGAGCCUAUAUGGAACAGGAAAGAUUAAGAGCAAAGAAAAUCCGUUAUGAAGAUCCAAUAAAUCCAAGCUAUGAAGCAACUACUGAAAUGUAUCAUAAAUCUUUGACAGAAAUAUUUCGUCAAAUCAUAGCAAAAGGAGAUAGAAAAACUGCUGUGAUGGUAGCAUCUCACAACGAAGAUACUGUGCGUUUUACUGUAAAAAAAAUGGAAGAGUUAGGAAUUAAACCUGAACAUAAAGUUGUUUGUUUUGGUCAGCUGUAUGGCAUGUGUGAUCAAGUCAGCUUUCUUCUUGGUCAAUCUGGUUAUUCUGUUUAUAAAUAUGUGCCAUAUGGACCUAUUGACGAAGUGCUGCCAUAUCUGUCUCGUCGGGCACAAGAAAAUAAUGGACUCCUAAAAAAAUCUGACAGAGAAAGAAAGCUUUUAAUAAAUGAAAUCAAGAGAAGAAUUAUGUGUGGUAAUAUAUUUAGUGCAACUCCUGUUGGAAACUACAAGCCAAUUUGAAAUCAAAGACCUGUUUUUAAAGAAUUUUAAUUGUGAAAUAAAAAUUUUUAG